CUCGCUCUUCCCCCCUCUGGUUUGACUGUCGCGGCUGGGUGAUGAUUUGCUUACUUGGAGCAGGACUGAGUUUGGAGCGGGUACUGUGAAAUGUGUAAGCAUGAUGUUGCCCGGAUAAUCAGCGGAGGACGUUAGGAGACGGAGAGACCUGCAACCAGCUGAAGGCAAGCGAAGCAGGUAGGACAGCCACACCUCAUGCGUGGGCUCAGCAGAAGUCCGAGUGGAUACGGGUCUGACAAACAUGGGUGUGCUCCAGCUCCACAAUCCCACUCACCCCAGCACGCUUCUGCAACGGGCCAAUCAGAUGCGUCUGACCGGCACCUUGUGUGAUGUCAUCAUCACAGUGGACGGCCAGGAGUUCCCGGCGCAUCGCACCGUGCUGGCCUGCACCAGCAAAAUGUUCGAGAUCUUGUUCCACCGCAGCAGCCUGCGCUACGCCCUGGACUUCCUGUCCCCCAAGACCUUCCAGCAGAUCCUGGAGUACGCCUACACCGCCUCGCUCCAGGCCACGGCCGAGGACCUGGACGACCUGCUGUACGCCGCUGAGAUCCUGGAGAUCGAGUACCUGGAGGAGCAGUGCCUGAAGGUGCUGGAGACCAUCCAGGCGGAGCAGAGCGAGGAGGCGGCUGUGAGGAAUCACAGCUCCGGAGACCACGGUGACCACAGCCGGGCCAGGCACUGGAGGCACAUGUUAAUGUCCAAGAAGCAUUCCAUUCAGGACGGAACCAACCGCACCACUCCGACCGCCCUGCACCACCUGGCACUGUACCACAUGACGGAGAGGAGCUCUCCUGGUCCGGAGCCCGAGGCGGCUCCCGAAUCGAGCCCCAAGCUGGACACGGAGGUCGACAUGGAGAGCUCCCGGCGGCCUGAGCGCCGCGGCGCAGAGUUAUCCCAGACCUCGUCCCUGGAUCCUGCCGUGAGCAUAAAAUCAGAGAACAUGCAAGUGGACGAUACCAACGGCUGCGAGGGCAGGUCCUCCAGCACCGGGGAGGGAAGCUGCAUGUCAGACCAGCCCAGAGACGAGGGCCCUGGGACGCCCCUGAGAGGCAGCGUGAUCACCAGCGCUCGAGAGCUGCACUCAGGCCCCGAAGACGGAGGACAAGUGGUGGGCAACUCCCUUGACUGUUUCCCCGGGAUCGCUGAGAAGCAUCUGGCCUCCAUAUACUCUGUCCCCUCCAACCACACAGGGGAGGGGAUGCUGCCUGUGUCUGUUUCAGUGGCCCCGUCCCUGGGCGUACCGCUGGACCCGAGGGCCUACAGCGGCCUGCUGCACCAGGGCUUGCUGCACAGAGAGCUCCUCAGCAGGCUGGGCCAGUUUGCAGCAGGGAUGAGGCACGAGAGCCCGGCUCAAGGCCAGCAGUGUUGUGGCGAGUGUGGGCUUCAGCUGCACAGCCGGCAGGCCAUGGAGCAGCACAGGAGGCUGCAUAACGAGGAGAAAGGCCACGGCUGUGAAUACUGUGGCAAACACUUCCAGGACAGCAUGCGGCUGCGGAUGCACAUGCUGUCGCACACAGGGAUGUGCCGUAGGCGGGAAGCGUCUGCUGUAGAGAGAACACCCAGUCCUUCUGUGGCCUCUCAGGCAGACAGUCUGCUCACUGUUCAGAGACUGAUAACAGGGCACGCUCCUGCGGAGGCGCUGGUGUGUGAUCAGUGUGGAGCAACGUUCUCCUCUGAGGAUGCCCUGGAAGCCCACAGGCAAACACACACAGGGACUGACAUGGCGGUGUUCUGUCUGCUGUGUGCAAAGCGCUUCCAGACCCAGAAGGCCCUGCAGCAGCACAUGGAGGUCCAUGCAGGCAUGCACAGCUACAUCUGUAGCCACUGCGACCGCCCCUUCCCCAGCCACACCACCCUCAAAAGACACUUGCGCUCGCACACGGGCGAUCACCCGUUUGAGUGCGAAUUCUGCGGGAGCUGCUUCAGAGACGACGGCACGCUGAGGGGCCAUAAACGCAUCCACACAGGAGAGAAGCCUUACGAGUGCAACGGCUGCGGGAAGAGGUUCAGCCUCAAACACCAGCUAGAAACACACUACCGUGUACAUACAGGUGAGAAGCCAUUCGAGUGCAAGCUGUGUCACCAACGGUCCAGAGACUACUCGGCUAUGAUCAAGCACCUGCGCACUCACAACGGAGCGUCUCCGUACCAGUGCACCAUCUGCCAGGACUUCUGCCCGAGCCUGGCCGCCAUGCAGAAGCACAUGAAGGGCCACAAACCGGAGGACGUGCCGGCGGACUGGCGGAUAGAAAAGACUUACCUGUACGUCUGUUACGUCUGAGCAGGACUUGGACUCCACGCACACAUACUGUCCCUGUCGGGUGAAAACCUUGUAACUCUGGUGUCGCUGAUUUGUUUUUUUUUUCCAUGCUGAAAGAUUACAUGUUUCUCCGUGGGUUUAAGGAAAAAAAAAAUCAAACUCUUUUUGGAUAAACUGAAAAAUGCAUUGUGGGAAUUUGUCAUUCUGGGAGAUACAAGGUUUUUACCUGACGAGAGAGACACGCAAGCACGAAUACGAAUUUGCGUACACACUAAACUAGGGCUGUUAUUAAUGAUCAGUUUGAUUGUCAGUUAUUAUUUUUACUACCAAGUGAUGAAUCGCUUGUUCUGGGAAAUAUCAGAAAACAUUCACAUUUCGGUGACGAGCUGAUGUCUAACAAAUAACAGAGUUUGGCCCGACCAACAGUCCAGUCCAAAGAGAUUCUGAUUAUGACAUAAAACAGAGAAAAGCAGCAAAAUCUUGCAUUUUAAGAGGCAGGAAUAUUCACAAUUAUCCUCCCAAGGAAAAAAAAAAAAAGACUUGAACGAUAAAGCGAUGAAUGAAAUUGCUCGCAAGUUGUUUUCCGACAGACCUGUUUCAGCCCUAGUGCGCACGAGCAUACAAACACACGCACAGUUUUGUUGGUGAUAAGCGUAUCUCUAAAGGAUCCACUGUGGUUAAACUCAAUGCGACAACGGCUGCGACUGCUGACCUGUAUGUGUAGCAGGAGCUUUUUUUGAAUGACUGCUGAACCGUGAGGCAAAGCCGAGUCAUCUUCUAUGAUUGUGCAGUAGAUGUUGGACUUAAUUCCACAAAGGCUUGAUUGGCUGAACUUGGCAACAUUUUGGCUCAUAAAUUCCUGUGAUUUCUGUUUCUUUUUUUUUUUUCUUUUUUUUCUGCUGUUGGGUUUUUACUUUGGAGUUGUUUAUUUUCUGCAUGUUUUACUUGAAUGGCUGCCACGUUUUGACCUCAUAAGCUUGAUCUCUUUAACUGCCUUGUCUUUCUUGCAGUGGGUGUUAUUGUUUCGAGGUAGCUGGCUUACAAUUUCAGUUCCUCUUGCGAUGUAACAGGUUUUGCUAUUUAUAUGUUGUUUAUUUGUUACCAAAUAUGUGUUGGUUUUCAUCACACAGUGUCUCUUGGGAUGAUUUCGAGUAGAGCGAGCUCUACCUCCCCUCACUUUUCGCCGUUUGUUUUAGGCCGACUGCAAAUUAUCCAUCCAUCAGUGGAUUUAAUUUUCUAACAAAUACACGAUAAUUUAAAUGGUCAAACAGUGUGUAAAAAAUGCUAACAGCCUCAACACAGCUGUAUGUGUAGUUUUUUUAUCAUUAACUAUGUAUAGAUGUCUUAUAAAAAUCACAGAAUCCGAAUUUUCUAGGAGAAAACUGAAGAAAACAUGAAAAGACGUUGUUGUUUGUUUUGUUUUUGUUUUUUUUUUUAUAUAAAACCUGAAAAGAAAAUUCUGACAUUGAAUCACUAUGAGCAGGUUAUUGUCAGUUAUAGUGUAGCUGUAAUGUACAAACUGUCAUGGUAUGUUAUUCCCUUAUGUGAGCCUAAUACAGGCCUUAUAGAUUUAAACAUGUUGUAUUUUUGUAUUACAGUAAUUUGCUAUCUGUUUACAUUUGGUAUGAUUUGAGAAACAUCUUCAUGUGCGUGUUUUAUAAGUCUCUGAUUUGAUUAAGAUCCCUCCCUUGUGCCUCUUUUAUAAGUAGAGCAUUGAUGUGCUUGAGUACAUGGGUCUGUGCUAUUGGUAGUUGUUUCUGGGUGUUUGUUUAUUGUUAAUUAAAGAUAGACUGCCAUGUAGAUCCACUUUGUCUGAACAUUGCAACUGGAAGCAACAUACUGUGAUCGUGGCUGAUACUCUGAGACAAGCGUGUCGUCUCACAUCAAAAAUUGCUUGGAACUCGCAUCGAAUUUGUUCCCUUCAAAGUGACAAUGGACUGAGAGUUCUGGAUGAAAACUGUGUGUAUAGCAAACCUUGGCACCUGUGGGCAUUACCAAUGCCUUCUUAAGUAGCCAACAACACCCCGUGCCAUGAGGACACACAUUCACUGUAUCUAUUCGACAUGAACAUGCACUAUAACUGGAUUUCCUUGGUGGACCAAAAGAAAUAGAGCACUUUUGUUUGAAAAGGGGUUUUUCUUUGAUCUUUCUAUGUUGUGAUAAAUGCAGAUGUCCUUUUAUUUGAUGUGUCCUAGAAGGAUGUGAUUAGCAUUGUUUAGAUUAUGUCAAUGUCUGUCUACCUCAGGGCCAGAUCAAAGCUCGACCUGGUAUCCAAUCAGGGUUGUUCUUCUUGCCAUGUGUGCAGUAAAAUCCCUCUUCAUUACAGCUUUGUAACACAGUGUGUGAAAGUGUUUUCUCAGUGUGGAUUCAGGCACAACUCUGUAUGCGUCAGUGUUCGGUGGCAUGGUUAAAAAAAGAAUAAAACAAGUUACUAUUUUAUGCAA
Molecule: messenger RNA, 4704 nt
Organism: Scatophagus argus
Lineage: Eukaryota; Metazoa; Chordata; Actinopteri; Scatophagidae
Gene: zbtb16b
Product: zinc finger and BTB domain containing 16b
Exons: 8
Coding region: 242-2281 (679 amino acids)
Biological process (GO): negative regulation of transcription by RNA polymerase II; regulation of immune system process; regulation of cytokine production
Molecular function (GO): protein binding
Source: RefSeq, a predicted model, not a curated record